Messenger RNA from Argiope bruennichi, 4673 nucleotides. It is a transcript of the gene nwk, whose product is annotated as protein nervous wreck-like. Gene Ontology annotation, molecular function: protein binding. The transcript has 23 exons. The record is from RefSeq and is a predicted model, not a curated record. Gene Ontology annotation, cellular component: recycling endosome; neuromuscular junction. The coding region runs from base 114 to 3158 and encodes 1014 amino acids. NCBI's taxonomy places the organism in Eukaryota, Metazoa, Arthropoda, Arachnida, Araneae, Araneidae. Gene Ontology annotation, biological process: regulation of actin filament polymerization; neuromuscular synaptic transmission.
AAAAUGGAAAUUGUGACACUUCCGGAAAAUGUGAUCGUAUAGUUUUGUUUUUUUCUGAAAAUAUUUAUUAAAAUACUAUUUAUCUGAAUAAAGUAGAAAAAAUAUAAAACAGAAUGUCGGUAAAAGUUCAACCUCCUCCCCGAAAGGGAAAAGUUACUACAGCUUUGAAGAAUAUUCAUAAUGAACAACUAGUUAAACUUCAGAUGAAACACCAGCAGGAUUCAGAUUUCUUAGAUGAUAUUAGAAAUUUUUCUAAAAUGAGAGCAGUUAUUGAGAAGGACUAUGCACAGGCUCUUUUGAAGCUUGCAACUACUCAUCUUCAAAAGAAAGGACCAUUAGGUCCAGAUAUGAAACCAAAAGAUGGUGAAUCACACAAUACUGUUUAUGGUGUUUGGAAAACAUUAUUAGAUGAGACUGAAAAAAUAGCUAAAGCUAGACUAGCUGCAACAGAAGUAUAUCAACAACAAGUCUCAGAAGGUGCUAAAUCCCUUAGAUUGUACAAAUUACAAUGUGCUAAAAAGUGUUUUGAAAGUCUAAAGAAAAUGCAUGAAGAAAUUCAAACUUGUGUAACAGAAAUUGAUAAGAGCAAGAAAUUAUACUUUGAAGAGGAGCAUAUGGCUCAUGAAGCUAGGGAAAAAGCUCACGACGCUGAUGAAAAACUUAAAAGGAAAAAAGGAAGAAUUUUUCAGUCUAUUUCUUCUUUACAAAAAAAUAGUGCUAAGUUUUCUUUCCGUCGUGAAGCUUGUGACAUUCAAGCCACUAAAGCAAGAAAUGAUUAUGUAUUAGCCCUAAUUGCAGCAAAUGCUCAUCAAAAUAAAUUUUAUGAAAAUGAUCUUCCAGAAUUAGUGCAGUAUCUUGAUUGUGAUAUGUAUGAUAAAGUCAAGGAGUACAUAUUGUUGAUUGCUCACACAGAGCUACUAACAUGUGCUGCAUGCCAAGCAUCGUUCAAUAAAGUACAGGAGCAAGCUAAUACGGCAUCUAAGCAGUUUACAAUGGAAUGUUUCUUUCGUGACAACCCAGUUCUAUCUCAAACUAUUCUUUAUGAAUUUGAACCAUGUGAUAAUGAUCAAAUAAAUAAGUUAUCAGUAGAACAUAAUGCUGCCUUGUGCUUAAGCAAAGAGGCUAAGAGAUGGAUUAGCUGUGUUGCAAAGGAGGUGAGAGUGAUUCGUGAAAGCAAAGAAGAACUAAAGAAACUUCUUGCUCAGAUAGGAGACAAGCCUGAUACUCUACAAAGUGAUCAAAUUGGACCACAGGCUGAACUUGAAGCUAGAAUCGAUGAACUUAGACAAAUUAUUAGAAAAUCUGAGACAAGUAAGAAAAAGGCUGAAGCACGUUUAGAGGCUAUGAAAGAAGCAGGAGUUAAUGUUGAAGAUUGGGUUAAAACAUCAGACACAGAAUCAGUCAGUGCAUCAGAAUCUCCUGCUGAAGUAUUUAGUAGAUCUGGUACGGUAACAUCAAGGAGUAGUCGUCAAAGCUAUCAAUCCUCAGAGGUUUUUGAAGGAAGUGUUGAAGUGAAUGAUGCUGCAUUCUAUGAUAGUGAUACAGCAGAACCACCAACUAGUGCUGCUCCUGAUUCUGCACCUGAAACAUCAUAUAUGCCUGAUUUGACAUCAGCAAUUGAUGUUGUGGCAGCUGUUCAAGAAGCUUGGGAUGCUGCUGCUGAAACUGAAGAGAUAGAAGAACCCGAACCAGUGCCUGUUCAAGAGCCUGCACCCAUGGUGAAUGGGGAAGUGGCCCCACAAGCUCCUGGUCAAAGAUGUGUUGCUCUCUUUUCUUAUGAGGCAACUAAUUCUGAUGAACUUAGCUUUGUGGAACAAGAAGAGCUAGAAUUAAUAAAUGAAGGAGAUGGUGAUGGCUGGGUUAUGGCUAGAAAUUAUCGAGGUGAAGAAGGUUAUAUCCCUCAAAAUUAUGUAGAAAUAGUGGAACCUCAAGCUGCAGAAUCUUCAUCUCGACCUCCUUUGACAUCCUUUUCAUCUGUUGAUUAUACGAUGCCAAGUGAAGAUAUAGAAGCAGGCAUUGAUGUGAACACUCAACCUCCUCCUGCUGAGCCUGAGCCUGAGCCUGUUCCUCCACCAAUUGAACUUGCAACUACUGAAAUUCAAAGACCAAGAGAACUGCCUUCUACAGAGCGCAUAUCAGUCUGUCAAGCAAUAUAUGAUUAUGAAGCCACUUGUGAUGAAGAGCUGUCUUUCUUUGAGGGACAGAUUAUUAAAAUUAUUCGCAAAAAAGUUUGUGAUGUUGAUGAUGGUUGGUGGGAGGGUGAACUUGAUGGCCAAAUUGGACUUUUUCCAUCUUUAGUUGUAGAGGAAUUGAAGGAAAAUGGAGAACCUAUCACACCAGAAACUCCUCUGUCUCCUCCAGAAGCUCCUCCUCCACCUGCAUUCACUCCGCCUGAAGCGCAACUUGUAAUUCCACCUGCUGCAGUAAUUCUCACACAGCCUACACCUGAAAUGGAAAAUGCAAAAGCUCAGCCUCAAGCUGUUAUAUUAAGCAUGGAUGAAGAUUUCCAUAAUGAGUUAAAUAAAAAUCAGCAAAGUCAACCCCAAGAACAGUUUUCAGCUUCUGAUACUGAAUCCAGUGAACAUGAUACAGCUGCUGCUGACAAUCCUGUUAGUUAUGCUCCACUUGUAUCUAGCCCUGACAGCCCCACAAAAACAGUGGCUGACAGCAUUAAAGAAACAACCUCUUCUGCAGAAGGUGAAACAAAAGAAGAAAUAAAUUCUGAAAUCACAAGUCCUUCUGCAGGAACUGAUGAAUGUCCUACCGUUGUGAUAACAGCUAUUACUGGAGGUGACACUCCGGUUUCAGAUGAAGACAUGGAGAUUAAAGAAGAAGUUGCACCACCAGAGAAAACCGAAGCCAAACAGGAAACCGCAGCAGUUGAGAAAAGUGAUACCAAAAAGGAAACUGCACCUGCACCUGCUGCUGAAUCGAAUCCUGAUGCAUUUGAGUGCAGUUUUGACGAUGAUUUUGGCAGUCAACCACCUCCACCACCACCACCAGUUGUGAAAGAAUCUCAAGCUACUAAAUCUCAAACAGCAAAAGAAGUGGAACAACCCGUCAAGAUGGAAAUUAAUGGCAGUGAUAAAGGGCAGAGCUUCCAGACGGAUGGAAAUUUCUUUUCUGGAGUUUCGGAGAGUUCUGAGACUACUGGAUAAAAUCAUGAUUUGAAAGUAUAAGUUUUGUAUUUUAUUUGAUUCCAAAGUAAUGUGUUAAAAAGUUCCAUGAGAUAUAUUGAUAUUUCUAUAAAUUUCUUCUAUUUGUAUUUCUAUACCAUAAUUUGAUGUUUUAGAAGUGCCCUUUCUUCUUUGGUAUGAUUUUUAUUGAAAGAAGGAAAAUUGUGUUGAAUGCAAUUGUUAAAAUGUAUUUUAUCAUCAUUUUUCAUCCUUUGAUUGUGAGCUUAAAUGGUAUUUUACAUGUUCAUAUCUUUUAUACUUUAUUCCUGUAUAAUAUAAUAUUUGAAAAUUAUUGGCAUGGGUGUCAAUUUCAGAUACAUAUUUGAAUUUGUUGCAUAAUCGAACAAUAUUCACCGAACUUUUAAAUUAAUCUUAAACUUUCUACUUAUAUGCAUGAAGUACAAAAAUUGCUUAUAAUUGUUUUAGGUGUUUCGACUUUAAGAGAAAUUAUAAUGUUUCCUCUAAGAUCAAACUUUCUUAAAGACUCAUUUUCUUAAAUAUAAACUGCAUCUAAUUUUUCGGGAGGGUUAUCAGUUUUUCUAUGGUGUUUUUAUGCCAUAGAUAUGAAAUAAUUGGAAGUUAGAAAAUAAAUACUAAACAGUGGAUUAGCAUUUCAGAUAAAAUUGGAAAUAAAAGAAAUAUGAUGUUUAUUGUUAAAUAAUACUUAUAUUUGAUGCUAUUAAGUGGAAAAUCUAAUUGAGCUUUAAUAAUAUAUUUUGAUUUUUUACAGCAUAAAAUAGAAUCCUACAAUUACCAGAAAAUUUUGUUUAUAAAAAUCUUACCUUUAAAAUUACCUUCAACAAAUUACCUUUUUAUUUCUUGAAGGAAAACAAUUUGAUCAUUAUAAUCAAAAACUUUUUUCUGAAAAUAGCAAUGAUAAUGUAAUGUUUUUAAUUUUUUUAAAAAAAUUCUAUUUAUUGUCUUGACUCAUUUUUCUCACAAUAUUUAUUAUUCAUUAUCAUAUUUGUCUAUUUCUCCUCAUUUACAUCUCAAAUCUGCUGUAAUUUUACAAGAUGAAAUAUGAUUAGAAUUUCAGAUAUCAACAUGCUAUAGAACUGAUUGAACUUAGAUGGAAAAACUAGAACGUGUAUAUCUAUUACAUGUGUGUUAUAAUGAUCUUUGUAUAGCAUUGCAAAGUAUUUCACUGUUGUGCUGAUAGAAGAGAAAGAGUGCUUGAUGCAGAAUCACUAUGUAAUAAUUUUGUUUUUUGAAAGAUAUAUUAAGUUUCUGGAAGUGCAUUAAAUUAGAUUGUUACUUAAAUGUGAAUGCAUUAAAGAACUGUUUCAGAAGUUUUCUUUCUCUGUAUUGAAAACUGUCAGCAACUGGAAGUGUCAGAACUGUCAGCAAUGUUUCAGGUACAGUAAUUCUGCAAAGUUUUGAAUACUGUCAGUGUUAUAAAUGUAGCCUAUAAUUUUAUAAUGUGUAUAAUAUUAGUAUAUUCCUCAUUAUGUAUAUAAAAUUAUAUGGAUGCAAAACGAAUAAAAAAAGUGAUAUGUU